AUGACAUCCAAAUCGGCCGCAAUGGCGGACGAGGGUGUUGCUGAGCACUACCAAGUGUUGGAGGAGCUUGGUCGUGGAAGCUUUGGAGUCGUUUACAAGGCCAUUGAGAAGGCAACCGGCGAGACUGUCGCCAUCAAGCAUAUCGACCUCGAAUCCAGCGAAGAUGACAUCCAGGAGAUCCAAGGUGAAAUCGCUGUGCUGAGCACAUGCGCCAGUUCGUUCGUCACCCAGUACAAGGGCAGCUUCUUGCGCGGCCACAAGCUCUGGAUUGUCAUGGAGUAUCUUGGGGGUGGCUCAUGCCUGGACUUGCUCAAACCGGCCAACUUUGCAGAGGUCCACAUUGCCAUCAUUUGCCGAGAGCUGCUCCGUGGUCUCGAGUACUUGCACGCUGAAGGCAAGAUUCACCGAGACAUCAAGGCAGCCAAUGUCCUACUCUCCGAGGCGGGCAAGGUCAAAUUGGCCGACUUUGGUGUCGCCGCCCAAUUGACAAACAUCAAGUCUCAGAGAAACACUUUCGUCGGCACCCCUUUCUGGAUGGCGCCCGAGGUCAUUCAGCAGGAUGGCUAUGGCUUCAAAGCCGAUAUUUGGUCCCUUGGCAUCACCGCAAUGGAAAUGGCCAACGGCGAGCCUCCCCUAGCGCAUAUCCACCCGAUGAAGGUUCUCUUCCACAUUCCCAAGAACCCUCCUCCUCGCCUUGAGGGUGGUUUCAGCAAGGACUUCAAGGAUUUCGUGGCGCAAUGUCUCGUUAAGGAUUCGGAUCGCAGACCCUCGGCAAAGGACCUCCUCCGUCACCGCUUCAUCAGAUCGGCCGGCAAGGUUGAGGCGCUUCAGGAGCUAAUUGCCCGCAAGCAAAUGUGGGACGCAAACCAAAACCGAAAGUCGCACACCAUCUUUUACCAGGAGACACUGCACACCAUCUCUCCUAAGGACGAGUCGGAUGAGUGGGUGUUUGACACGGUCAAGUCGGUGGUACCCAGGCGGCCGACUGUUCGGUCGCGGAAGCCGUCCUAUUUCGCAGCGGAGGAGGCCAUGCGUCGCCUCGACCUCAAGGACGCCCCGCUCGGUCCUGCUUCUCCCGCCUCCGGUACUGUGCGCCGGUCAACUGUGCGCCGCCAGCCCUCGAGCCGCCAAGCAUCUGCCACACAGAUCCAAGCAAAUGGGUCACCUCGUUCAACGGUUGCCAGGAGGCCGCUCCAACCAGACAUGUCCUACGGCAACUCUGGCUCCUCCGUGAGGCUCUUCCGCCGGGUCCCCUCGGACGGCUCCGUUACUGCGCAUGCAGAUUUCCCCACUUCUCCCGAUGCAACCGUGGGCAACGAGAACAGGGCGCCAGCAAGAGGAGCAUCCGUGGAGCCAAACAGCAAGGAGGCCCUGCUUGGCCGGCGACUGUUCAACAAGGCUGUCGACCCCACUCUCGCCGAGUUGCACGCCCAAACUUCGGGCCUACAGAAGCGGGAAGCAUUGGCCAAGCUUACCGAUGCCUUUGCUCUUUUGGACUCGGUUGACCCCGAAGGCGCCUACCAUCUUAUGCGCAACUUGAUGGGAGCCGUCUCCCAGGACACCAAGCUGAACGCAGCCUUGAUGCCUCAACAGUCGAUCAAGAUCCCUUCGGACGGCACACCUCAGGGCACGGUCAUCAUCAAGAGUGCAGCGGUCACGCCUGCGGGUAGCCCCACCAAGCUGGUGAUGGCAUCAAACAACCCGCACCUGAAGAGCCACAGGAGGCGCAACGGAUCGUUCGCCACGCCCGAGUCGACCGAGAAGGAGCGAGACAAGGAGAAGUCGGCCAUGGAAGCCAAGUAUCCCGGCCGCGCACCCCGACCAGGCAUGGAGCACUGCAAGCAGCUCUCUGAUGUGCUCUAUGGUCGGUGGACGGAGGGACUGAGGAUCAGAUGGCCAGCGGUCUAA
Messenger RNA from Colletotrichum truncatum, 1908 nucleotides. Its product is annotated as mst3-like protein. Gene Ontology annotation, biological process: protein phosphorylation. Gene Ontology annotation, molecular function: ATP binding; protein serine/threonine kinase activity. The record is from RefSeq and is a predicted model, not a curated record. Gene Ontology annotation, cellular component: cytoplasm. NCBI's taxonomy places the organism in Eukaryota, Fungi, Ascomycota, Sordariomycetes, Glomerellales, Glomerellaceae.